UGGUUACUUCAGUAGCACAUAGUAUGCUACAUAAUGGUGGAACAAUGGCGGCUGGACUUCGAUUCCCGGGGAACUCAGUCGGACAGGACACACCGGACACCUACCGUGGGGAAUUGGGAAGUCUCACCAGGGUCCCGUCAAAUUACCAUGAUCCGGACUACAUUAGUCGAUUGAAUGAAACAGACAGUGUAAUUCCACAUUCGAGUUCUCGUCCGUCUAGUGCGAAUCAUGUGAGUGACAUUAACACUGUGCCGAGACCCCAACACGCGAAAUAUCCGGACUAUUCACAGAGUGGGAAACGAAUUGCCUCGUACAAUAACUGGCCUCCAACAGCAAAACAGAAUCCACAGAAUUUGGCAGAUGCUGGUUUUUUUUAUACAGGUCAAGCGGACAGUGUUCGGUGCUUUAUCUGUGGGACAGGGCUCAGGAACUGGGACCCGGAGGAUGAGCCCUGGGUUGAACAUGCCCGCUGGGCCCCUGAGUGUUUCUACGUCAAGGACAAAAAGGGUCAGGAUUUCAUCAACCUCGUACAAGUCGCUGUACGGCAACAGCAAAUGCAAGAAGCUUUACAACAGCAGUCGGAAUCCAUGACGAGGGAGGCUACAGAUGUUGCUGCGGACUGUGCACCCCCUAAUCUGGAUAAAGAUAUAAAAGAUGAUGCAUCGACAAGUCCGUCCAUGUUACCGGUACGGAAACCCCCCACUACCGCUGAAAAGAAGAACCCGCUGUUGAGUGAUGCUGCCCAGAGCGUGCUGGCCAUGGGCUACCUCCCCAGGAUUGUCAAGGUGGCCGUGGAUAAAGUAUUGGGGUCAAAAGGCUGGGAUGGAAUGUCAGGAUCAAAUAUUGCUAAUGUGAUUUUUGACAUGGAGGAAAGUGGUGAAAUUGACAAAGACAAUUGUAUGGUUCCUAAAAUUUUAUCUGACAGCUCAUGGAAGAAAAUUAACGACAGAUUACCUGAUGAUAUCAAAGAACUGACUCAGAAAAAUAGUGAGAUGAGAGAGAGGACGAUAUGUAUUUUGUGUUGUGAAGAGAGGGUGUCCAUUGUUUUUUUACCCUGCGGACACCUGGUCAGUUGUGCCCAGUGUUCUCCAGCUUUAAAAAACUGCCCAGUGUGUCGGGAAUCCAUCAAAGGGACGGUCCGAGUGUCUUUUGCAUGAGUUGGUCAAACAAAUUCAAUCGCUCAAAAAAAUCCAAACAAAACAUAUUAAACCAUAAUGACAACAACAAGAAAAAAAA
Ostrea edulis (European flat oyster) is the source of this 1236-nucleotide messenger RNA. RefSeq names its product death-associated inhibitor of apoptosis 2. NCBI's taxonomy places the organism in Eukaryota, Metazoa, Mollusca, Bivalvia, Ostreida, Ostreidae. Gene Ontology annotation, cellular component: spindle microtubule; cytoplasm; nucleus. Gene Ontology annotation, molecular function: cysteine-type endopeptidase inhibitor activity involved in apoptotic process. The transcript is spliced from 7 exons. Gene Ontology annotation, biological process: negative regulation of apoptotic process; regulation of cell cycle. The record is from RefSeq and is a predicted model, not a curated record. Bases 24 to 1157 code for a protein of 377 amino acids.